AAUUGCUUGUGGCGUACGUAGACCUGUCCUUCUGCGUUUGUCCUAACCGCAGAGAAGCAGCCUCACCUCAUUUCCCGGGAAUUUCUGAAACACUUGCACAGAGUUCUACAUAUAACUAUUCAUGCAAAGAAUUCUACAUGUAGUGCGCUUCAACACCGGUUUGUACUGAAACAAGAGGAGGAAGAUUCUUGUAACAAGCAAUCAUGGGUGCCUGCGCCUCUUCGUCUCGCGGUCGAUCAAACCAAGGCAAGAACCUGAAAUCCUCAAAGGUUGCGGCCGUUCCAUUUACUCCGGCAACUCAGACGGUCGCUGCUGCUGCUGCCUCGGCUAAGAUGGAAGAAAAGAGCAGCUUCAAAUGGAGGAUCGAUGGAUUCUCCACGCUUCUUGAUAAGCAAGAAGGAUGGACGAGCUCCGGAUAUUUUGAGAUCAAGGGAAUUAAAUGGUACCUGCAGUUGAACCUGAAGGACCGGAAACGUGGUGAUAAAAGAGACUACGUUUCCCUUAUGCUUGAGCUGUCAAAAACUUCUGAUCUGAAAUCUGAAAUCGUCGUUGAAGCAUCGUUCAAGCUCUUGAUAUACGAUCAAGCAUACGGAAAGCACAGAGAACAUGAAUUUAGCCACCAUUUCCAGACUGAAGGAAGCAGAAGAUCCGGGGUCUCAUGCAUGAUCCCCGUCGAGACACUGAAGGAAGAAUCCUCCGGAUUCAUCGUUGGUGACAGCUGCGUCUUCGGCGUGGAGCUCAUCAGUCUCGCCACUGCCAAGGCCAACCACAGUUCAGAAACGGUGCAUGUUCAGAAGACAAACGGCUUCAGCGCCCGGGAAGCCUACACCUGGGUCAUCGAUGACUUCUUGGCCCUGAAGGGACGGUGCUACUCACCAGAGUUUGAGAUCGGUGGCCGCAUAUGGUACCUGAUCAUGUACCCUUCCGGCAUCGAUGACAGCGGGGAGUUCCUCUCCCUCUACCUGAACAUGGCCAAGCCAGACGCUUCCCUCCAGAGAUCAGGAGCGCUAGUAGAACUCAGCCUGUCCAUCAAAGACCAGGUGACCAGCAAUCGCUAUACAAGGACAGGGCGGUGCCAGUUCGUGGCGACGGAGGAGGGCGACGGCUGGGGAUGGGCAAAGUUCAUGGAGGUGAAGUCGGUGAAGGACCGGUACCUCGUGAAGGGCAGCUGCUUGAUCGAGGCAGAUGUUGCCAUCGUUGGCUCGUCCAAGAUGGAGUAGAGAUCCUACGACUCUCUCUGCCUGCGUGUGUGUGUGCCGGCGUCCAGAUUGGAAAUGGGCAGUGUGGCUUAUGUUUUGUUGAUUCUGUCUGUCUGAACAUUCUGUCAGUAACAUUGCAAAUGGUGGACAAAUGUUAUGAGGUAGCUAUACGUAGAUGUCACGCCGUCGCUCUCCAAGGAUGGCUUGUUGAGCAGCUUUUCUAUUUUAAUAAAGGGACAAAAUUACU
Messenger RNA from Panicum hallii, 1446 nucleotides. RefSeq lists its product as uncharacterized. The coding region runs from base 204 to 1220 and encodes 338 amino acids. Gene Ontology annotation, molecular function: protein binding. The transcript has 6 exons. NCBI's taxonomy places the organism in Eukaryota, Viridiplantae, Streptophyta, Magnoliopsida, Poales, Poaceae. The record is from RefSeq and is a predicted model, not a curated record.